AUGGCAGAAGAAAACAAGACUGUUGCAAUAUAUUUAUCAUUAUCACAAGAUGCAAAUGCCAUCAACAUGGAUCAUCUAAGACGAAUUCGGAGUAUUUAUCAGGAUUUGACAAAAGUCGAUGAUUUGGACGAUCAUGAAAUUGACGAAAAAGCUUUAGAUGAUGUUUGUCAACAAUUAAACCUGAGCAAGGAAGGAGUCGAUAGAGAAUAUUUAAGAUUGUGUGUCAAAUAUGACGAUAUUCAUAGAUCGAAAAUGGGAUUGAAAGCUCUAGAUCAAACAAGUUCGAUUUUGGCAAACAACAAAGUGAAUUCAAGGUCAACGCCAAGUGAAGCUAGUUCAUCAACUAUUCCAAAAUCGUUAAACAAUAUAGAUAUAAACAAUAGAAAUGAAACAUCAUCGGUACCACAACAGCAAACACCACCAGUAGUCUUAAACGAAUGUGUAUGUGUAUUAAGUAUGAAGAUGGAUACAGAAGAAAUUCAAGAUUUCAUCAGCAAUUUUUUAUUUCAACAACUUCAAAAGCAGUCAUCAACAACCAACAACGCCUCAGCAUCAGAUCAUUUUCGACAAUCGCCACAACACUCAACUUCUACUACGAUUGUAACCCAAGAUCGAACAAAAUUACCAUUUGGGUGUGUACUCGAUUUAUUUAUUCGUCAUCAAUUAGAAAAUCGAGGCAUAAUUUCAUUUGUUCAUGCACAAACACGAUUUCGCCUUGUCGAACCAAUCAGUCUUACAGAUGAUUUUAGUACGUGGCAUUUUGAUCAUUUUCAUGAUCUAUUUGAUAUUUGGUUAAAACCAUGUUCUACUCAAUUGUUUCCAAAGCAAUGGCGUUUUGCUGACAAUGGUCAGAUCUAUUAUCAAGUAAAUGAUGCAUAUAAUAAAAUCAAUGAUGAUACAGAAACAAUGACAAUUGAACGACCAAAUACGAGUUCGUUGGAAAGUUUCAUACGUGAUAUAUGCUUGAAAGAAAAUAAUGGCAUGACUGAUGUAUGGUUGAAACAACUGCGAGAACUCGAAGAUAUUAUAACAUAUUCUCAUUUAGCUAAUUUAAAAGAGACUGAUUGGAAUGGAAUAGUUAAAUUAUCCAUGAAUGCCAAAAAAACAAUAAAAAAAUAUGUCGAUCGAGAAAAACAAACAGCUGAUGAUGAAAAACGAAAAACAAUUGCAAAGAAAGAUGAGAAUCAAAAUGAAAAAGAAAAACAAGGUACAAACAUACUUUUUUCAGUAUACUCAUUUUCUUUUUUAAAUUUUUUUUUCUUAGAAUCUGUAACAUCAUAUUCAAAAUCGGAAUUAUUAGCAAAUUUACAUAUGAUCAAAUUAUUCUUUUACCAUUCAUUAAAAGAUAAUUUCGAUUUGAAACAAAGUAAAAUAAUAGCAAAAUUAAAUCCGGAAUGCGUCGAAUUAUCAUUUAACGAAAUACGUGAAGAAGGAUUUUCAGAUGACGGUCUAUUUGAUAAUAUGAAAGAAUUUUUUCUUCCAUUAACAAUAACUGAACAUGAAUUGAAGAUGGAACGACAUAAUCAUCAAAAUCUUCGUAAACAACGAGAAGAGGAACAACAAACAUUGAUCGACGACAUAAAAUCAGUUGAAUAUAUAUAUAAUGAACACGUUAGCAUCUAUUGGACCUACGAUGAAAAUCUAACAAUGGCACAAAAAGAAUUGCAUGAUGAAUAUCUCAUUUAUAUAAGAAAAAAGUCAGAACAAGUGAAAAAUAUCAAUCGCAAUAAUGAGCAUGAACAAGCUCAAUUUGUGCAACAAUUAGAUCAAGAAUGGAAGGAAAGAGAACAAAAAUUGGAACAAAAUAUUAGUGAACAUCAACAAUUUAAAGAUGAUAUUGAUAAGGUUAUUAAAGAUUAUGAAAGACAAUUAGAUGAAAAACGAAAUCAAUUGAAAAAUGUUCAAUUCGAGCUGAAUAAAAAACAAAAAGUUGUUCAUAAAAAGUUGGUUAAGCCACAUCGUGGUUUCAUAAUGUUCGGUCCGCCGGGUACGGGUAAAUCAGAAAUUAUGAGUAAAUUAGCAACUAAAAUCGGCAUACAAAUGGUGGGUCCACCACUAGCCGCUGGUGAAUUAAAUCGUCCACUUGUUGGUGAAUCUGAACGAAUUAUUAUUGCUUUAUGUACACGUUGUAAUCGUAUACCAUAUACACAAUGUUGUGUUUCAAUUGAUGAAAUCGAUUCUCUAGCACCGAAGCGUGACGAAGAUUCAUCUGAAGGCAAAGUUGAUAAGAUUAGUGUUCUACUUAGUCUUAUCGAAGGUAUUAAAGAUAUUCCGAAUUUGAUGAUAUUCUGUGCGACAAAUCGUUUACAUAUGAUGGAUGAAGCUUUUCUAAGACGUAUGUCCGGUAAAUUUUUUGUCGGUCGACCAUCAUCAGAAGCACGACGAAAUAUUCUUUCACAAAUACCGGAUUGGGCUUUGGAACCAGAUAUGUUGGAACGAUUAACUAUUGCUACAACAAAUUUUAGUGGAGCAGCUGUCGGGUAUGUUUAUCAUUUAAAAAAACAUACGAGAAGUUAUGGUUAA
Rotaria sp. Silwood2 is the source of this 2523-nucleotide messenger RNA. The record is from the annotation of a GenBank genome assembly. Lineage: Eukaryota; Metazoa; Rotifera; Eurotatoria; Philodinida; Philodinidae.